GCCUUUAUGAUAGCACAGUAGAGAGUUACAGGAAAUGGGGAGGCAGAGAGAGGGGGAAUGACAUGCAGUAAAGGGCCGUCCGAAGUGGGAUUCGAACCGACUGUGGCGAGGACUUUGGCGCCUGCUCUACCCACUGCGCCACUUGACGCCCCAACAUUAUUGUUUUACUGUCAAAGUCUCAGAGUCAGUUUGUCCCUGUGGACUGUGGAAGGAAGAAGAGUCAUACAUAUCAGUGUUACUGGUUUCCCUCUCAGACUGACUGAAGUCCUGAAGAUGAGUGUUUAUGUGGAGGAAGAGGAGGACAGAGCAGAGUCUCCAGGAUCCAUCUGUCCGUCGAUGAAGAGUGACCGGUCAAAUGACAUUCCUCCAGCCUUCAGUACUGAACCUGGACCCUCAGAAUCACAACUGACUGAAGUCCUGAAGAUGAGUGUUUGUGUGGAGGAAGAGGAGGACAGAGCAGAGUCUCCAGGAUCCAUCUGUCCGUCGAUGAAGAGUGACCGGUCAAAUGACAUUCCUCCAGCCUUCAGUACUGAACCUGGACCCUCAGAAUCACAAGGUCGGAACCACAGACUGAGAGCAGAGUCUCCGGGAUCCAUCUGUCCGUCUAUGAGGAGUUAUCGGUCCAAACAUGACCCUCCAGACUUCAGUACUGAACCUGGACCCUCAGACUCACAAGGUCAGAACCACAGACUGAGAGCAGAGUCUCCGGGAUCCAUCUGUCCGUCUAUGAGGAGUCACUGGUCCAAAGAGUUUAACCCUCCAGCCUUCAGUACUGAACCUGGACCCUCAGACUCACAAGAGAAGAAGAGAGGUGUCUCUGUGGAGGAGCAGCCGUCCAGCUGUGCUCUGUGUCAGGACGUCCUGAAGGAUCCAGUCUCUACCAGCUGUGGACACUGGUUCUGCAGAAAGUGCUUCACCUCAUACUGGGACCAGUCUGGUUCUUCAGGAGACUCCUCCUGUCCCCAGUGUGGACAAAGACCCAGAACAAGACCUGGACUGCAGACAGCCAGUCAGACCAGCACUGAACAAACAGAUAGUGGUCUGCAGGAGGUUUUACAUCAACAAAAGAUCAGUCUGAGGAGCAGAUGUGAACGUGUGACUGAAGGAACUGAUGGAACAGGAAGUGGAACCCUCCUCAACAGGAUCUACACUGAGCUCCACAUCACAGAGGGACAGAGUGAAGAGGUUAAUACCCAACAUGAGGUGAGGCAGCUGGAGACAACUUCCAAGAUGGAGACCCUCCAUGACGCUCCAAUCAGGUGCCACGACAUCUUUAAAGUCUUACCUGAGCAACAGAGAGAAGACGUCUCUAAAGUCUCACCUGACCAACAGAUAGAAGACGUCUCUAAAGUCUUACCUGACCAACAGAGAGAAGACGUCUCUAAAGUCUCACCUGACCAACAGAGAGAAGACGUCUCUAAAGUCUCACCUGACCAACAGAGACCCAUCAGAGUGGUUCUGACCAACGGCGUUGCUGGCAUUGGAAAAACCUUCUCAGUGCAGAAGUUCUCUCUGGACUGGGCAGAGGGCUUGGAGAACCAAGAUGUCAGUUUGCUGGUUCUGCUUUCGUUCAGGGAGCUGAACCUGAUCAGAGAUCAGCAGUACAGUCUUCUCAGGCUGCUCCAUGUUUUCCAUCCAACAUUACAGAAGGUCACAGCAGAGCAGCUCGCUGUCUGUAAAGUUCUGUUCAUCUUUGACGGCCUGGAUGAAAGCAGACUGUCACUGGAUUUCAACAACAGGAAGUCUGUGUCUGAUGUCACACAGGAGUCAUCAGUCAACGUGCUGCUGACAAACCUCAUCAGGGGGAAUCUGCUUCCUUCGGCUCUCGUUUGGAUAACUUCCAGACCUGCGGCGGCCAAUCAGAUCCCUCCUACAUGUGUGGACAGGGUAACAGAAGUACGAGGCUUCACUGAAGCCCAGAAGGAGGAGUACUUCAGGAGGAGAUCCAGUGAUGAAGAGCUGUCCAGCAGAAUCAUCUCACACAUCAAGACGUCCAGGAGCCUCCACAUCAUGUGUCAAGUCCCAGUCUUCUGCUGGAUCACUGCUACAGUUCUGGACCACAUGUUGACCACAGACCAGAGAGGAGAGCUGCCCCAGACCCUGACUGACCUGUUCUCACACUUCCUGCUGGUUCAGACACAGAGGAAGAAGAACAAGUACCAUGAGGGACGUGAGACGAGUUCACAGGAGCUGACGGAGGCUGACGGGGAAGUUCUUCUGAAGCUGGGGAGGCUGGCGUUUGAACAUCUGGAGAAAGGAAACAUCAUGUUCUACCAAGAAGACCUGGAGCAGUGUGGUCUUGAUGUCACAGAGGCCUCGGUGUACUCAGGACUUUGUACUGAGAUCUUCAGAAGAGAGAGUGUGAUCUUCCAGAAAACAGUCUACUGCUUUGUUCAUCUGAGCGUUCAGGAGUUUCUGGCUGCAGUCUACAUGUUCCACUGUUACACCAACAGGAAGACAGAGGUCCUGGAGAACUUCCUGUGGAAACAACAUGUUGAUUUAACCCUGGAUGACUUCCUGAGGUUAGCCAUGGAGAAAUCCCUCCAAAGUAAAAAUGGUCACCUGGACCUGUUUGUUCGCUUCCUUCAUGGCCUCUCUCUGGAGUCCAACCAGAGGCUCUUAGGAGGUCUGCUGGGUCAGAGAGAGAACAGUCCAGGAACCAUCCAGAGAGCCAUCAACAACCUGAAGAAGAUGAACAGAGAUGAUAUCUCUCCUGACAGAAGCAUCAACAUCUUCCACUGUCUGAUGGAGAUGAAGGAUCACUCAGUUCAUCAGGAGAUCCAAGAGUUCCUGAAGUCAGAGAACAGAUCAAAGCAGAGACUCUCUGAGAUCCACUGCUCAGCUCUGGCCUACAUGCUGCAGAUGUCAGAGGAGGUUCUGGAGGAGUUGGACCUGUGGAAGUACAAGACAUCAUUGGAGGGACGACGGAGACUGAUCCCAGCUGUGAGGAACUGCAGGAAGGCUCGACUUGUUAACUGUCGACUCUCACAGUCUCACUGUGAAGUCGUGGCCUCAGCUCUGAAGUCCAACCCCUCCCAUCUGAGAGAACUGGACCUGAACUACAACGACCUGGAGGAUUCAGGAGUGAAGCUUCUGUCUGCUGGACUGGAGAGUCCAAACUGUAGACUGGAGACUCUGAGACUUGUUGGUUGUGAACUCUCAGAGUCUCACUGUGAAGUCGUGGCUUCAGCUCUGAAGUCCAACCCCUCCCACCUGAGAGAACUGGACCUGAGUCACAACAAGAACCUGCAGGAUUCAGGAGUGAAGGAGCUGUGUGGUUUUCUGGAGAGUCCAGACUGUCGACUGGAGACUCUGAGAUUGUGGAACUGCAGGUUGUCAGAGAUCAGCUGUUCUUCUCUGGCCUCAGCUCUGAAGUCCAACCCCUCCCACCUGAGACACCUGUACCUGAGUCACAACAACCUGCAGGAUUCAGGAGUGAAGGGUCUGUGUGGUUUUCUGGAGAGUCCAGACUGUCGACUGGAGACUCUGAGAUUGUGGAACUGCAGUUUGUCAGAGAUCAGCUGUUCUUCUCUGGCCUCAGCUCUGAAGUCCAACCCCUCCCACCUGAGACACCUGUACCUGAGUCACAACAACCUGCAGGAUUCAGGAGUGAAGGGUCUGUGUGGUUUUCUGGAGAGUCCAGACUGUCGACUGGAGACUCUGAGAUUGUGGAACUGCAGUUUGUCAGAGAUCAGCUGUUCUUCUCUGGCCUCAGCUCUGAAGUCCAACCCCUCCCACCUGAGACACCUGUACCUGAGCAACAACAACAACCUGCAGGAUUCAGGAGUGAAGGAGCUGUGUGGUUUUCUGGAGAGUCCAGACUGUCGACUGGAGACUCUGAGAUUGAUCGACUGCAGUUUGUCAGAGAUCAGCUGUUCUUCUCUGGCCUCAGCUCUGAAGUCCAACCCCUCCCACCUGAGAGAACUGGACCUGGGCAACAACAACCUGCAGGAUUCAGGAGUGAAGGAGCUGUGUGGUUUUCUGGAGAGUCCAGACUGUCGACUGGAGACUCUGAGAUUGAUCGACUGCAGUUUGUCAGAGAUCAGCUGUUCUUCUCUGGCCUCAGCUCUGAAGUCCAACCCCUCCCACCUGAGAGAACUGGACCUGGGCAACAACAAGCUGCAGGAUUCAGGAGUGAAGGAGCUGUGUGGUUUUCUGGAGAGUCCUGACUGUCGACUGGAGACUCUGAGAUUGAGGAGCUGCAGUUUGUCAGAGAUCAGAUGUUCUUCUCUGGCCUCAGCUCUGAAGACCAACCCCUCCCAUCUGAAACACCUGGACCUGAGUCUCAACUACCUGCAGGAUUCAGGAAAGAAGGGUCCUCUGAGCCUCUGAGCUGGAGGUGAUCUGUCUACAGAGAGUGAAGAGGAGAGGAGAGCUUCAUCCAGCAGUGACUGACAGAGGAAUCAGAAGAAGUGGAGAUGACUCUCAGUGCUGAAACACACACUUCCUGUUUGUGUUGCUCUCAACAGUCUGAGCUUCACAAAGAGGGACUUUCAGUGUAAAAUGACUUUAACUCUGAAGAUGAGUUUGACUCAGACGGUUGAAGCCUCGUGUUCUUCAGCUGAACUUUAGGAGAUAUUAUUGUAGGAGGAACAUGUUGUUGUUAUCCUCCAUCUCUUCAUUAACGUUGUGACCAACAGCUCUGUCAGUGUGUAAAUAGACAUGUGACGUGUUUUCAGACAGACUGUCCAUUAUAAUGUAGAGUCAACAAGUAUCAUUGCUUUAAUUCAUCUUUAAUUAACUCACAUUUUAAUUGUCUCACUAAUCCUUGAUUUUUUUUGACAUACUUUAUUGUGUUCCAUUUUUAUAUCAUAUUAUGGCACAAAUAUUUUAAGGCACAUUUUUAUGGCAUGUUAUGCAAUGACAUUUUUUCUGAUAUCCCAGUGUUUGACACAUUUUUAGUACAACCUAUAUAAGAUUUUCUGACUCAUUACACUGACGUUUUUAAUGGACAUUUUGGAACAUGCUAACAAUUAUACACUGUGGCACAUUUUGAUGAAUUUGUAUACUUUGACAUAUCUUUGAAUCCAUCAGUCAGACUUCAUUACUUUUCAUAACAACACAGUGCUUUACACAACAGCAGAGGAAACUCCAAAGGCAGCAUAAAAACUAAAGGAUUCAGAAUUGCAAAUUAAAAAUUCAGAUCAACAAAAUAAGACUAAUAGGAAAGUGUGUGCUGUUCUUCUCUGCGGUGUGUUCGGGAAGCAGCAUCAGGGUUAUGGAAACCAACAGACUAAAAAGCUGGUGAGGAACACCAACUCUGUAAUUUAGCAGUCUGGAUGAGCUCCAGCAGAGUGUAAGACGGAGUGAUUGAGGCGCUCCUCUGUGCCAACAGCCAUGGAGCUGUACAGCAGCACCAAUGCCCCACCAUCCACCCAGACAUUUGACAAUUUGAAUUAUGUGUUUGUCAAUACAUCUACUUUGGACACUUGAAUACCUAACACUUGAGACACCUGAACACUUUAAAUACCUGUUGUGGUCAUUUGGUUAAUGCUUCUUUGCACAAUGUAUGAUUUUUAUCAGAAGCUUUAAAUAUGUCCUUGACCAAUACAUGUGCAGGUGUUUCCUCAUUUGUUGUUUUGUCCAGUUGUUUGCCGAUUUUGUUUGUUGUACGUUGUUUUGUUUGGUAUUGUAUAUUUCUAUCUGCGCUGUUUUCCUGCUCCUGUGAACACCCAAAUUUCUUGCCAAGUGAUUAAUAAAAGCUUAAUUUUA
This is a messenger RNA of Seriola aureovittata, 5712 nucleotides long. Its product is annotated as NACHT, LRR and PYD domains-containing protein 12-like. Lineage: Eukaryota; Metazoa; Chordata; Actinopteri; Carangiformes; Carangidae. The transcript is spliced from 16 exons. The coding region runs from base 58 to 4332 and encodes 1424 amino acids. Gene Ontology annotation, molecular function: protein binding. The record is from RefSeq and is a predicted model, not a curated record.